Molecule: messenger RNA, 585 nt
Organism: Merops nubicus (carmine bee-eater)
Lineage: Eukaryota; Metazoa; Chordata; Aves; Coraciiformes; Meropidae
Gene: FBXO45
Product: F-box protein 45
Exons: 2
Biological process (GO): synapse assembly involved in innervation; proteasome-mediated ubiquitin-dependent protein catabolic process
Cellular component (GO): synapse; SCF ubiquitin ligase complex
Molecular function (GO): protein binding
Source: RefSeq, a predicted model, not a curated record
GUCCGUGCCUUCCACCAUGCCUUCAGCACCAACGACUGCUCGCGGAACGUCUACAUCAAGAAGAACGGCUUCACGCUGCACCGCAACCCCAUCGCCCAGAGCACGGAUGGGGCGCGGACCAAGAUCGGCUUCAGCGAGGGCCGCCACGCCUGGGAGGUGUGGUGGGAGGGCCCGCUGGGCACCGUGGCCGUUAUCGGCAUCGCCACGAAGCGGGCGGCCAUGCAGUGCCAGGGUUACGUGGCCCUGCUCGGGAGCGACGACCAGAGUUGGGGCUGGAACCUGGUGGACAAUAACUUGCUGCAUAACGGAGAGGUGAACGGCAGUUUCCCCCAGUGCAAUAACGCGCCCAAAUAUCAGAUAGGUGAAAGGAUUCGAGUUAUCCUGGACAUGGAAGACAAAACGUUAGCCUUUGAGAGGGGUUAUGAGUUCUUGGGAGUUGCCUUCAGAGGACUGCCAAAAGUUUGCCUGUAUCCAGCAGUGUCUGCUGUCUAUGGUAACACAGAAGUGACUUUGGUCUACCUGGGAAAGCCUCUGGAUGGAUGAUGUAGAUGGUUUUGUUGGGACAUCGAGAUGUGGAUGAUGGGG